AUCGUGUUUGAAGGUUUUAUUACUUUAAAUUUAAAAAUCCAUUUUGUGUUUUUUAUUUAGCCCUUUUUAUUUCUCGAAGAGUGUAUUUUUGUAAAAUUUGCAGAUAGAAAAAUGUCAAGCAGGAUGCGGGAGAUGUUAGGAUACAUGAGCGUGGAAGAAGUCGAAAAUGCUCUGCGACGUUUGGACGUGGAAGAGGCUGAAUUAAAUGAGCAGAUUGAGAGGCUUGUUGUCAAAAGUGCGGAUAUACAGCAUGCGGAAUCAGAGCUGGUGCGAAUCCAAGAAUCGCUGGUCCUUCUGGAGUCGGACGCCGGGCACCUGCAGCAGACACUGGAGUUCUCCGGUCGGCUGGCGGAGAACGUCAGCGGCAAGAUCCGCCAUCUGGACGCGGCUAAGCAGCGCGUGGAGGAGACGCUGCAGCGCAUCGAGGACGUGUUGGAUCUGCGCUUCUGCACCGAAGGCGUGCAGGUGGCCAUGCAGAACGAGGAGUACGAGAUCGCCGCCGGCCACAUUCACCGGUUUUUGAAGAUGGACGAGAACCUGUUGAUGCGCAGCGCCGAAGAAAUGCGCCAGCAGAACAAUCUCCAGCAGUCGCUGGCGCUCCUCCACCAGGCGCAUCACCAGCUGAAAAGCAUCAUUAAUGCCAAGUUUGAUGAGGCACUGAACGUUGCGGAUUCAGCUAAUGUGGAGCGGCUGUUCAAAAUUUUCCCUCUGAUGAAUUUGCACCAGCAUGGAUUGAAUAAGUUCUGCACGUAUUUGUCAUCAGAUAUUUCAGACAAAGCUCAGAAGUUGAUGGAAGAUCUGGCCGCGCGUCUGAACGAUCCGAACACGAAGAAGAGCGCCAGCGUGUUCGUGGAGUUAAUGACGCGGUUGGUGGAGACGGUGGCCGGCGUGGUGGAAACGUACCAGCCGCUGGUGGAGACCUAUUACGGUGCUGGAUAUCUCCUGCAUUUUGUCCGCAACAUCCAGGCGGAAUGCGAUCGGCAGAGCGUGAGACUGAUCGAGGAGUUGCGCCAGCGCCGCUUUGCCGAGCGCGCUAAGGAGAUCCGUUUACUUGUCCGCAAAACCAUCAAAUCGACCGGUGGUGGUCUGCAUUCAGUGAUCGAUCCGCUGGAGUUGGAUGCGCUGCUGCUGGAAGUGACGGUGAUGAAUGCCCGUGUGGAGUUGUAUUUGAACUUCAUGCGCAAGAAACUCUUGGCGGAUUACGUGGCUGUUGAUCAGAGUUCCAAGAACAGAGAAGCACAUGCUCGCGAAGUGGAGACACUGUUGAGCAGUAGCCAACUUAGUCGGCGCAUGCAGGAGUUGAUGGGUGACUACGUCAGUCUGGAAGAGUACUACAUGCGGCAGUCAAUGCGGAAGGCGGUGGCAAUGGAGCAGAUGGAGGAAGCCUCCCUGACCUCCUCGAUGGUCGACGAAGUCUUCUUCGUCGUGCGCAAGAGCAUCCGGCGCGCCCUGUCCUCCUGCAGUGUGCACGCCAUUUGUGCCACGCUCAAUCACGCCGUCAGUCUGCUGCAGGAGGACCUGGCCGACGUCCUCCUGGCCAAACUGAAGAACAACGUCUACGUGGCGUAUACAAUUGAUUUGUCGCAGGCCUACUACACCAUGAUCGGUACCAGUACGCCGGUGGACAAUAGCGUUACCGACAAAAACCGUCGUGCUUUUCUCGCGCACCUCUGUGACGCGGACGUCAGUAUUGGCAAUAUUAAACGGCUGGUGGAGACGCUGCAGAGCGAGCUGACGGUGGUACUGGGGAACGUGUCGCAGCAUGAACUACAGAAAAUCCAGACAACACUCCAAGAUUUAUUCGCCGCCACGCACUCCUUCCAGGUAGUGCUGGACACCGGUAUCUCGCUGUUGCACACGGCCAUUCUAAAGCCGCGGAUUAAGCCGCUUGUGGAUGGGUUCAUCAGUGUCAGUCACAACAUCAGCGACGAUGACUUCCAGUCGUACGAAAUUAGUGACCCGUUUGUCGAGAAUUUCAUAUGUAACAUUCAGACCUUGUUGGGUCUCUUUAAGCCUUCUUUGACCAGCAACGUCUUGGAGUUAUUGGUUAAAUAUGUUGGAGCGGAGAUUGCCGAUCAGUUGGAAAAGGCCAUUGUCAAACUAAAAUAUUCACGGUUGGGUGGCAUUCAGCUGGACAAAGAAAUCCGCGUGCUGAUCCACUACCUCAGCUCGUUGACCAGUUGGUCCAUUCGGGACAAAUUCUCCCGUAUCUCCCAGAUUGUCACCAUUCUCAACGUGGACAGUUUGGCGGAAUUUCAGGAGCUAUGGAAUCCCAGUUCCAAUAUUAGCCUGGCCUGGCGCAUCACGCCGAGUGAAGCGCGACAAGUGCUUUUGCUCCGCACCGACUUCCGACCCGAUGAAAUCAAGAAACUUAAGCUUUGAUAAUGAUAACGGUCUAGAUCUGCUUAUUUUCUUGCACAACAAAGUCAUAUUUUUUGUACGAGUAUUGUUGUUUGGUAAUCUGGUCGUGGAUGCAUCUAUACAUAUUAUAACAGGUGCAGUAAAUUAUUAAAUAUUAUUAUGAUUGUUGAUUAUCACUAAUUAUCUUUCCAGAUUGGUUUUUUUGCUGGAAUAUUUACGUACUAAUAACUAAUAAGUAUCUGUGGACUGAUUGGACCGCGC
This is a messenger RNA of Paramacrobiotus metropolitanus, 2622 nucleotides long. RefSeq names its product conserved oligomeric Golgi complex subunit 4-like. The record is from RefSeq and is a predicted model, not a curated record. NCBI's taxonomy places the organism in Eukaryota, Metazoa, Tardigrada, Eutardigrada, Parachela, Macrobiotidae.